AAACACGCCGAUGGACUUAUUGAUAAACUCAAGGAUGAAAUAGAUAACGAAUCAACCGAGGUUGUCCACAUUUUGGAGGAUUUCACCUUUGACCAAACUGUUGAAACGAUUUUGGGGGAAACCGGGCCUGAAAUUGAUAAAAGAAAAACAGCGAGGUGUAUCAAAACGUUGAUGAAGAUAUCCCUCAAAAAAAUGUUUUUGCCAUUAACCUACUUCACCUUAACGGAAAGACUCACAAAAAUUUAUUGGAAAGAACGAGAACAACUCAAAAUCCUUCACGACAGCUUAAGAGGAAGCAUUGAGAGGAAGCGAAAAGAAUACAACAACAAUUUAAACACCGAAAAAAGACCGACUUACAUGGAUAUAUUAUUGGGGGAUAAAAAUAACAAAGAAACAGAUAUUUUAAGACAAUUAACGAUGGUCUUUACAGCUGCUUUUGAUGCUUCGGCGGUUUCAAUGUCUUACAUGAUUUAUUAUUUGGCGAAAUACCCCGAAAUCCAACAAAAAGCGUACGAAGAGGUUCACUCAAUCCUCGGCGAAGAUAUCCACCAAACAAUAACCAACCAACAAAUGUUAGGGAUGAAAUAUUUAGAUUUAGUCAUGAAAGAAUCGAUGAGAUUAGGCCCGGCGAUUCCGUUUUUCACUCGAACACUCGAAGAAGAUAUAAUAUACGAAGACACCGUGUUACCUAAAGGAUUAAUGGUUCUUAUGAUCCCGUUUAUGAUGCAUCUCGACCCUGAGUUAUAUCCGGAACCUGAAAAGUUCAUUCCAGAACGGUUUCUUCUGGAAAAUUUGAACCUAAAUAGAUAUAGUUAUACCCCUUUUAACGCUGGGAUUCGAAAUUGCAUGGGACAAUUGUAUGCGAUGACCUCGAUGAAAAUUGCCCUAGCGAAGCUGUUGCUUAAUUAUGAGUUUGUCGACGUCCAACAUAAAAUUUGUUAUACAGUGGAGAUUACUUUGCAAUCAAAAACUGGGGUUAGAGUUGGGAUUCGAAAUAGGAAUCACAAAAUAUAAUAAAAAACUAUGACUAAAAAUUUGUUAUCUUGAAAAAUAAAUAUUAAUCAAAU
Molecule: messenger RNA, 1067 nt
Organism: Onthophagus taurus
Lineage: Eukaryota; Metazoa; Arthropoda; Insecta; Coleoptera; Scarabaeidae
Source: RefSeq, a predicted model, not a curated record